AUGCGCAAAAAUCCCGUUCUCGCUGAUUUGGACACAGAAAUCCCAGAUUCAUAUGCCAAUCUCUUUCAAUGCCCCGGCAAUGGCGACUGGACAAACAUGACAUGCAGCAGCAGAGGUGACGCGGAAACGGCCUGCGGCGUCGAUGCCGUAGGCUCGUGGACUUGGGUUGCCGGUGGGAACGUAACGACAGCGCAGAACGGCCAGUCGACAUGCAACGCGACGGACGUGAUGAACUUGAAAAACUCGAAUUCCUCAAGCUCGACGCAGGCAACCUGUCCGGCAUGCACGGCGGCCGCGACCCAGUCGUCUCACCACUCUACAGUUGCGAUUGGCGCGGGUUUAGGUGUUGGGCUGGGUAUUCCUCUAUUGCUUUCCACGGCGUUAUUUAUAUUUUGUGCGAGAUCGCGGCGACGACUGACUAGUUCACAGCAGGAGACGAAUACGGUCCAAGGAACUGCUGGACGGUCAACACAUCCGCUGGAGUUGAAUGGGGGAGGUGAUGCCGCUGAACUGGACAGCAAAAUGCGAUCUGAAUUGCGCGGAUAA
This is a messenger RNA of Penicillium cinerascens, 546 nucleotides long. RefSeq lists its product as uncharacterized. The coding region runs from base 1 to 546 and encodes 181 amino acids. The transcript has a single exon. The record is from RefSeq and is a predicted model, not a curated record. Lineage: Eukaryota; Fungi; Ascomycota; Eurotiomycetes; Eurotiales; Aspergillaceae.